This is a messenger RNA of Mesocricetus auratus (golden hamster), 5357 nucleotides long. It is a transcript of the gene Fam167a, whose product is annotated as family with sequence similarity 167 member A. The transcript has 5 exons. The record is from RefSeq and is a predicted model, not a curated record. Bases 777 to 1424 code for a protein of 215 amino acids. Lineage: Eukaryota; Metazoa; Chordata; Mammalia; Rodentia; Cricetidae.
GCGGUGAAUUCGCCGUGCUUGGGAGCUCGGAAGGCGGGAGCCGAGAGCGCCGAGGGUAGGCGCGGGCUGGCUGCGGGAACCACGACAGCUCUGGCGACGCGACUGGGGCGCAAGAGGUUGAAGGCCAAGACUUGCAUGAGUCCAGGCUUCGGCCUAUGCAGUGGCCACUGUCCCACUUCUUAAAGGCCAGCCUGGAUUUCCUCAUUCCAAGAAAGUCAGCAGAGCCUCUGAUCAGUGCCUGGGGAUUCCAGGGGACAGACAGCGGUAGCUGGAAGGUCCUGGCAUGGGAAGGUGUGCAGAUAGAAGCACUGAAUCCUGAGUGGAGGGGCAACCAUUAAAACAGGACACUACAAACCAAGCCUUUCCAGGUGAAGGUCCCUGAGAGAACACAGGCUCACUUCCCCCCAAAGAAGGCAUUCCCAUCACCUGCGACCUGCACACCUCUGGCAAGCAUAGAUAGAUCCCGGAGGAGGCCGCCCCAAAGAUUCCUGCUGAUGCUUGUCUGAUCCUGCCUUCUGUGAAGCAUGGCCCCUCAGGAUUACGGGACAAAUCAUAGACCCUGAGCCACACCUGCUCAGGGAGGCACACUUUACAGCCUUGCUUGGCUCCAGGUGCUGCCAAGCCUUGAGACUCACUCCCGUCCCAACAAUGCCUUCAGGAGCCAUGGCCACUGCUGUAUGAGGCCCUUGCAGAGCAGGACUUGACCUUGCUACCCAGCAAGCCUCCCGAGUGGCCUCCACCACCUCCCAUGUCUGGCUGCCAGGGCAGACUAGAGAAUGUCUGUGCCGCGGAUCCAAGUGGACGAUGUGAGUGAGAAAGACAGGCCGGCAGGGCCAGCCGCACCUCCAGAUGACCACCUCCUCAGCCUGAAGGCCCUCACUGAGAAACUGAGGCUAGAGACCCGAAGACCCUCCUACCUGGAAUGGCAGGCCAGGCUGGAGGAGCAGACGUGGCCUUUCCCAAGGUCAGCAGCCCAGCAAGAUGCAAGCUUGGAGCAGGGAGCCUGUGGAGGUGGAGAGCCUUCGAUACCUCUAAGGGAGUCCAGAGGGCUUCUCCCACCUGCCAGGGGUGACAGCCAAGGCGACAGGCCACUGACCACGGGCAAGCUGGAAGGCUUCCAGAGUAUCGAUGAAGCUAUAACCUGGCUCAGAAAGGAACUGGCAGAGAUGCGGCUCCAGGACCAGCAGCUGGCCAGGCAGCUCAUGCGCCUCCGUGGAGACAUCAACAAGCUGAAGAUUGAGCAGACCUGCCGCCUGCACCGGAGGAUGCUCAACGAUGCUGCCUAUGAGCUGGAGGAGCGAGAUGAGCUGUCUGACCUCUUUUGCGAGUCCCCUCUGGCAUCCUCCUUCAGUCUUUCCACACCACUCAAGCUCAUUGGUGUCACCAAAAUGAACAUCAACUCCAGAAGGUUCUCUCUCUGCUGAGAGGCUUUGGGAUGGAAGAGGGACCAGAGCCAAGGGUGAGACAGAGAGGGGGCUCAAACCAAGUUACCCAAAGUGGGUCUCCCUGGGACCAUGCUGGGGAAUGGAAGGCCCCAGGACCUGGUGGUCAUAUACCAGGGGCUUCAGCUUUGCAUACCUGGCUCUUCAUGUUCAAUACCCAAAGAGUCUGCAGAUGCUAUAUAAGACAGAGGUCUCAGCAGGAUCCCCAUGGCCUGCCUUCCUCUGUGGCCUACAUUCCUGUGUCCUAGAAUCACUGGUGCUAUGGUGUUGGAUCACAAAGGUGACCCCCCUCCAAGCUUGUUCCUAUAGAAAGCUGUCCUCUGGAGAAGCUGGGAAGAUUAGAUAUGUAAGACACACUCAUCUCUCAUGUACUGUUACUAACCUCUUAGUUCUAGCUCUAAUUGCCCCAAGUAGGUGACUCAGCAGCCUGGGCAGGGAUGUGCUAGGACAGGAAAACCUAAAGGGAUAACAAGAUGGUACAUGGGGACACAGGCUUCUCUUUGACGGCCACCAGCAUCCCUGGGAAGGAGCUCUGCCCUGAUGCUUUGAACUUCAGCCUUGGUGCUACAAGGCCAUGCUAUUUCCAGCUUGCUCUGUUUUGACAUAUGAUGCAUUCACCUUGUGUAGCUUUGGAAGAGGAACCCAGAGGCCCUGCUGUCUCCCCUAGCUCCAGCUAUAACCACGUUGGUUAUUUUGCUGCCACUCACAUCUCCUGGAGAAUACCUACCAGACCACUGGUGAUUAAAUGAGGCAGACAGGACACAGAUUUCCCCCAAGUGAAUUCUACUGUAGGGGACAUGACAGGGGCAUUUCUGGUGGGACUUGAUGAUGUCACCACAUCACCUUAUCCUCAUCACCAAAGACCCCAGAGAGUCCAGAAGCCCAUCCUGAGCCUCUCUCAAGACUGUGCCUGACCAAAACAAUGAAUUUUAAUUGACCAUGGCUGUUAACAAAUGUGUUGCUAACUCGUUAAUACCCGUCUGGUUCUUGUCCAAAUGGAGAGCCAGUUGAGUAAGCCACACAGAGUUUGGGGUUUAGUUUUAAGUGUUUUUUCCUUAGCAGCAAGCUUGUGAUCAGCAUAUUGUUAAGCUGAUUGGUUCAGGGAAGAUCUAGUACAGCACAUCUGGCCACGUGUAAUCCUGUUAACACAACUUUCUCAGGCAUAGGGUGUGUCUGGUGAAGCCUGUUCAUUAGCAGAGGGGCAAAGUGAAGCCAGGAAAUAGAAUGGCUUCCCUCAAGUAACCUGGCUGCUUAGUGGCAGUAAAAUAUUAAGGUGUGAAAUUAUUGUGAGUCAGGCCUAGAUGGAUCUCCUGUCAGUGAACUUCAACUCCAAAAGAUGGUCCUGAUUUUCUGCCAAAUCCUUAAGUUGCCAACUUCUCUCUCCCUCCCUUUCAGGCUCCACCUCUUCUCCCCACUUUGCAAUUUGAAGUAUUGGGAGAGGGAGAGAAGCAUGAUGCCUGGAUGGUGGGCCCUUGGCACUUACCACCUGUCACAGUCCUGUAGUCUACACCGACUGUUCUCUGUAUAUAUUGUUUCCUUUCCCUGGUAAUCCCCAUGGGCUGUGUUCAUACAAGCCACAGCACACCCAGGGAGAGAGUGGAAUGGGAAGGUAUAACUGACUGGUCAUGUAUGACUGAAUGGUCUCUUCCUUGUGAUUUCAAAGAGCCAGGAAGUUUGUGGGUUUUUUGUUUGUUUGUUUGUUUUACCAUAAUCAAGUGAGUUUCGUUCCAAAGAUAGCUCAACAUAUACAAAUCAACAGAUGUAACAUAGUACACAAAUUAAGCAUACUAUAAAUCACAUGAUAAUCUAAACAGAUGCAGAAAAUACCUUGACAAAGUUCAAUGUCUCUUCAUGACAAAUAUCCCAAGGAUACUAUGAAAAAAGGAAGCUAUACCAGCACAACAAAGGAUAUAUUAAUCUAUGACCAAUGUAUAUUAAAUGGGGGAUUUAGAGGUACAAAAGAUCCUUGAUAGACAGAGCGAGAGCUUUACUGAUUUCAAACUGUAUCAAAUGCACAUAUGAACAAAAAAGCACAGCCCACAUACCAACAGCAAUGAUUUAACACCUUGACUGAGCUAUCCAUUUUAAGUUACACUUGAUCACAAGGACGAGCAAGCCUCUGUGACAGUUCAUCCUGUUCCGUAGAAGCAACACUUAUACCAGCAGACCUGUCUGACCCUGUGGAGGCUUGCUGUUGAGAUAAAGGCUAGUUUCAUCUGCCAUUUCCUGAAGCAGCAUAUCCACUUGGUUCUGUGGUGAAGCAUCCAGUGUUUCAAACUGAUGUUCAAAUUUGUCCAUUAAGGCUGAAACCUUUCCAAGAUUCCUACAUCUCAAUGUAGCAUCCAUAGAUUUAACUACACCUGCCAUGGAUUUUGUCACCUUGCCCAUUGUUACUGCAAUUUGAACUCGGCUGCCAUAUCAUCAACCCUAUCCCUCAUUUUCAAGAAAUUGAUUGCUUGGUUUUGGUUUUUGUUACAGGUUGCAUUUUCAGCAUGCAUUCUUGCAACUUCUGGAUUGCCUUUCUGAAUGGCCAUUUUUGUCUUGGCCUUUUCAGCUUUUCCUUUAUCACAUUUCUUGGCAUUCCUAUUCAGUUCUUUCGCAGCAAUCUGCAAGUUAAAUAAGUGUUUCUCCAUGUUCAACAUGAUCUCAUGAGUUCAUGGCCGGGGAAGUGAGGGAAGGGGUUGCUAACACUAGGAACAGGACAGGGGUGGCCGCAGGUAAUGGGUCACCACCGGUCUCUAGAGCACAUGGAAAGCGGUAGUUGUACCCAGCUUCUGGAGUUUCUAGCCCACUUCCUCAUGUUUCUUUUUUAAAAGGUAGAACCAGGUAGCCAAGAUUUCUUAAAAGCCCUAAAGUCCAGAGGCCUUGACCCCAGUCCCUUCCUUAGAGACUACACAAAACACUGCCAGGUCCCAAGAGGCCUCAUCACCUCCUGCCUCCAGUCACUCACACACCACGUCAUAGAAACACAUCCCAUAUUCUAAAAACAAUGCCAAGCUGGUUGUAAGAAAUCAAUCAUUAGCCAUGCAUGGUAGUGCACAUCUUUAAUCCCAGCACUCAGGAGGUGGAGGAAGGAGGAGCAGGAAUUAGAAGACUAACCUAUGAUACAUAGUCAGUUCUCCAGGCCAGCCUGGGCUACCUGAGACCAUGUCUCAAAAAGAUAAAAAAGGAAAAAGACAUCAGUCAUUACAGAAGAUGACAGACACCCUUAGCUUAGAGCAAAGCAAAGUGGUCAAAUUAGAUGUGGUCAGUAACUAAAUAUGUGGUUGAGCAGUCUGUGCUCAGCUAACCCAGCAUCAUCUUCCUAUUUUUGUUCUCUGAGGGACUUGGUCCCAGGCAUGGGUUUAAAUGAGUUAGAUGUCUCAGCUUAAGCUGUUCAUCUCAAGUUCAUCCUAAGAGAAUCUUAUUCUGUGAUGAGAGGGAAGGUGGGGAGUGGGGGAGGGGAAGCCACUUUGUUUUCUUACAUGCAGUUAGUAUCUGUUAGCUCCCUGCCUUUCAUGGUGAGCUCAAGCCAUUAACUGUUCAUUCUGCUUGAAGAAUCCAUGCAGAAAUGUCUGUAGGUCAGUGGCAAUAUUAGCAGCCUUUCAUAGUGUUUCCUGACUUACCAUACUAUACAGUCCUGUUUGCGAUUUCAUCAUUAACCAUCUCCAUGCCCCCUCAACUCCCUGUGAGACACAAAAUAUCCACUGUGCUGCCACAAGGUCAUGUCCAAUGCCUCUGUGGGCUUCGUAGCAAUCACAGAGCCCUAGAGAGCCUGGGCAGGCCUGGCUAUAACCUGGCAUCAUCCAAGAUCUACCCCUGUAGCAAUACCAAGUGCUAUUACAUAACCAACAGAUAAUUUACAGUUUUAUUUUUAUGAUUAUUUGUUUCUAUAUUACUGUUAGAAAAAAAUGAAAUAAAAGUAUUUCAAAAGAA